AUGGGUUUCGGGACACUGAGUUUAUCUGUGGUUGUCCGAUUUGAGGCCACGAAUUUCAAUGGUUUGCCCCCAUCUCGGUCUUCUAAGUCGUCUCCUCAUCUAUCAUUCACGAAACCAUGUUGGGUUGUGAAAACGGAGUCGAAUGUUCGGAGAAAAAGGAGGAAGAAGCCGGAUCCGCAUUGUGUGGUAUGUGAGGGGAGUGGAAGGGUUGAUUGCCACCAAUGUUGUGGAAGGGGAAGGACAAACCAGACUCAUUUGGAAAUGCUCCCGAAAGGUGAAUGGCCAAUAUGGUGUAGGACUUGUGGUGGAAGUGGUCUUGAUUAUUGCUCCCGUUGCCUUGGGACUGGAGAGUAUAGGUAUAUCAUGGGCUUCCAAUUCAUGAACCAGGAUGAUAAUCAAUCUCAAGAAAACAAGUCUUAGCCUUUUCUUGUCUUGGAUGAUAGUACUAGAUUCAAGGUAUUAGAGAAUGUCUAGAUGCGACAACUUUACUUGUAAUUGCUGAAUGACUAGUGUCAAUCACAGUAUGAAAAACCUUGAUAUAUAGAUUGUUCCAAGUCUCACAUCCCAGUAUAAUUUAUAUUGACUUGCAGGUAAUGUCAUUUAAAGUA
Molecule: messenger RNA, 608 nt
Organism: Vigna angularis (adzuki bean)
Lineage: Eukaryota; Viridiplantae; Streptophyta; Magnoliopsida; Fabales; Fabaceae
Exons: 1
Coding region: 1-420 (139 amino acids)
Source: RefSeq, a predicted model, not a curated record